AUGCAGCACACGCCUGACCGGUUCCGGGCUCCGCUGCGAACGCCAUCGGCGCAUGCCACCCGGGCUGCGCGGGAGCGGCGGACGCGGGUGCGGGCGCUGUCGAGCCAGGCCGAGACACGGGGUGGCUUUCCGUUGUCGCCCAUGCCGCCGCUCCGUCCGUUUGGCUCGGCGCUCGAUAGCAGCUCGUUUGCGUCGCGGCGGGCGACGGUGCGGGCGGCGAGCCCGCCUCGGGCUGGCGAGUGGCGCAAGCCACGAACGACGACGACAACGUCGUCACUGGCUAUGAUCUCGCUCUCAUUGGACGAGCCGCGGGCAUCGCCACUGAUGGGCGCGACCAGUGGUGCGCGAGCAAGAGCGCGGACGCGCGGCGCGCUGUCGAGCGUGGCGAUCAGCUCGCCGUCGCCGCUGCUUUCAGAUGCGUUUCUCUCGGGUGCGCUGCGGCGGCAGCCGUGGCCAGCACGGGUGACAGCGCCCGAUGCUGAGCCUGCCGCGCUUCCAAGUGACGAUGCGGGCGAUCCGUACGAGUAUGUGUAUGAGUACUCGGGCGACGGGGCGGCAGAAGUGCCCGAAGUUGUGGUCCUUGCGAGCACCCACGACGGCGUAGAGCGGACAGUUUCAAGCUUGUCGAUGCGGUCUGACGACGGAUCAGCAAUGACCGCGGUGGAGAACGAGCGGAAGCGAAGCAUGCCGUCGCGGACUGGCUCGUUGUCGUCGGUCCAGCUGGCGGACGGGCGGUCAGGCAAGCCGUCGCGACUUGCGCGUGACGCGCUGGCGGUCUCGGCCUCGCCACGGGCGAUUUCAGACUCGUCGUCUGGCUCGACACCGUAUGCCGACGACGAGUGUGGGGUGAGCGGCGAUGGGGUGAGCAUGUCUGCGGUGUCGACGCCGCGGGUGGUGCGAUCGCCAUCGCGGUCGCUGGAGCGCGAUCGCAUCGAGGCUCUCGAAGGUAAGCUCGAGCUUCCGUUGUUUCGGUCUGGAAGCAGUUUAGGGCUUCGCCGCGGACGCUCCGACUCUUUGGCAGUGCUACCAGGAUCACACGAAGAAGAGCAGCUUCUCUCUGCUGCUUCGUUUGCGGCGUCGUCGGAGCAGGCGUUCCGAUCAUCGCCGCCAACCGCGGUGCGGCCUAAAACGGACGCAUCGCGGCCGACUUCGCCGCUGGGACGGUCGGCGUCGGCGUCGGCCCUACCGUCGCCCAAGGCACAAAUGGAAUCGGGGCUCGGGCCUGGACCUGCGUCCGCGCCUGCGCCGCCGCCGCUGCCUCCGCCGCAGCUUAUGGCGAGCUCCGAGUCCGGGUGGACGCUGGCUGUGCGGCGGGCGCUGCAGCACCGGUUGUGGAUAUGGAUCAUGGCGUUUCUUGCGCUGUAUGCAAUUGUCAUCGACGACGUGCUUGUAGUGGCUGCGGUGGGCGGUGAUGACGUGGGCAAGGGCAUUGUGCUUGGCGCCCAAAUUGUGUCCGUGGUGGUGGGGCUAGUGUUUUGUGGCGAGCUGGCGGCGCGGGCGAGCGCGCUACGCGGCAGCUAUGUGGUGUCACUUGAGUUUGCGGCCGACGUAGCGGUGGUGGUCUCGUUUGUGCCCGAGGUUGCGUCGCUCAUUGCUGGCGAGGACGUGGUGGCGCUGGCGCUUGUGGGGCGGACGUCGCUGCCAGAGCUACAAGCGGGAGCGGCGGCGCGUGGGGCUGCGGCGAUUUUGCGGGUCGUUCGGCUCGUGCGUGUGCUCAAACUGCGAGUCCUGUUUGCAGCAGUGACGGCAUCGACGCUGACAGCGAUUGCCAACGCGCUGUCGGAUCCCUCGUCAGGCGGCGAGGCGUCGGCGAUUGUGGUGCUGACGGGCGAGGGCAGCGAGAGCGGAUCCGGGUCGUCGGACGCGUCGCGGGCAACGCAUCGGCUUGUGGAGCGCGCCGGCAUCCAGAUAUCUGUGGCGCUGGUUGUCCUCAUUGCGGCGGUGCUCUGCCUCGUCCAUGGGGCCAACCUCUCGCUGGAGGGCUCGCUCUCUGCUGUGGGCGACGCACAUGCUGUGGCCGGACUGGAGCAGCUCACGCUUGCGGUGAGCGGGGCAAGCUCGGCGUCCGGGUACGCGCGUGCGGUAGAUGCGUAUGUGGCGAGGUUUGCGGGCUCGGGCUCAGGCUCGGGGGCGGCGGCUGCGGGCUUUUCGCUCGCGCCGCGCCUCUUGGUGGUGAGUGUGGACGGCCGGCUGCUGGCGGGGAGUAGCCAGAAGGUGUCCCCGCUGCGGGAGCUGUUCGUAGAGGCUGUGGGUGUGGGUGGCGGGCGGGCGUACUUUGACGUCUCGACGGCAGAGCGGGUCAAGGCCGGAACGCACUUGCUUCUGCUUUUGGUCUUCCUCGGCUUUCUCACCGGCAUCAACCGAAGCCUCGCAUUGUAUGCCGAGCGGCUGGUGACCGAGGCGAUUGCGCGGAUCUCACUCAUUAUCUACCACCUGACCCGGCACUGGCAGCACAAGCAAGACGCACUGACAGCGUCAGCUGACAACCUCGCAGGACGGUCCAAGAGCAAGGCGCCGCUGGUGCUGCGGCAGGUGAUUGCCUCGAUCGAGCAGGCUGCAGACGAGCAAGCGUCGACGUCGGUCGAUCUGCGGGCCAAGUCGCGGUUGGCAACGGUGAAGGAGAAUCGGCUGUCUGCGGCGCUGGCGGUGACGAACCGCGAGCUGGCGCGGGCGAACCCCAAGUUCUGGUAUCCUCCGGCGCCGGUCUUUCCGAUUGGCGUCCUCGACGAGCGGUUCCUCCGACUGACGGUGGACUCGCGUGGGAUGAAGGUGGUCGACGCCGGUGCCAAGUUUGCGCUGGUGGCAUACCUGACAUCGCCGCGGCACAAAGAUCGCGAGUAUGAGCGUGCGUUUCUCACCACGUUCCGACUCUUCAUGGAGCCGGCGGAGCUUGUCGAUCUGCUCAUCCUCGAGUUUUGCUUUCUCCCGGACCAGAGCGAGGUGGCCGCGGUCGACUUUGACUUUGAGGACUGGGAGGUGUCCGAGCAGACGCCCAAGCAGACUCGGGUCAUUCUGGUUGUGGAGAAGUGGCUGCGGCUAGCGUUUGAGCGCGACUUUGUGCCGGACACGCCACAGAGCGAGAGCGCCAGUGGAAGCCUGAGCGACUCGGACAACACGAGCAGCAGGAGCAGCGUGGCCAGCCGGGCGAGCGGAGAUACGAGUCGGUCUGAGGCGAUGGAACGCCUCACGCACUUUCUUUCGCUGCUGGUGGCGUCGUCGCGGCACGCGGCGGCGGCGCGGAUCGGGACCUGGGUAGAGAAGCAGCUCAAGGGGCUCAACGACGGUGAGGCCUCCCCAAGCAAGGGCAGCCUGGGCACGCCACGAUCACCAGCGCCGGUGGGCAACUUGUCGGUGAGCGUGGACGUCGACAGCGUGUCUGUGGUCGAGCUCGGGCGGCAGCUCUGCUUGGUGGAGCACAAGCUGUAUUCUGCGAUCAAGCCGUUUGAGCUUGUAGUGAGCUCGGGCAAGGUCAAGGGCCGGGCCGGGGUGGGCACUGCAGCACUCAAGGCCUCUUUCGACCACUUUAACAAGGUCGGGCUCUUUGUGCAGGCGGCAAUCGUGUAUGCGCCGACGGCCAAGGCGCGGUUGGCGCGGCUGCGCAAGUUCAUCGAGCUCCUCUCGUUCUUCAUCGAGGAGCACAACUACAACGGGGUGAUGGAGGUGCUCGGGGGGCUCUCGUCGGUGGCGGUUGCGCGGCUCAAGCGGCUGUGGAGCAAGCUCGACUCGAGCUCCGCCGAGACGUUCAACUCGAUCAAGACCAUCAUGUCGGCGUCCAAGUCGUACAAGUCGUACCGGUCGCUGGUAGGCUCGCUCGACGAGGCCACGCCUGUCGUUCCGUUCCUCGGCGUCUACCUCUCGGACCUGGUGUUCCUCCUGCAGGGCAACGACGGCGAGACCGACGACGGCCUCGUUGCCUUUCAGCGCUCGUACCACUUGACGGGAGCGGUGACGGCUGCACUGCGGUGGCAGAGCAAUCGGUACUCGUUCAUCAAAGUGCCCACGAUUUCCCGGGUCUGGAACGUGGAUGCGCAGGAUUUGGACGUGUCCGAGGAUGCACUGUACGAGGCAUCGCUUGUGCUUGAGCCGCGGCAGGCUCGGCGGCGGUGA
Molecule: messenger RNA, 4107 nt
Organism: Thecamonas trahens ATCC 50062
Lineage: Eukaryota; Apusomonadida; Apusomonadidae
Exons: 2
Coding region: 1-4107 (1368 amino acids)
Biological process (GO): positive regulation of GTPase activity; Ras protein signal transduction
Cellular component (GO): plasma membrane
Molecular function (GO): guanyl-nucleotide exchange factor activity
Source: RefSeq, a predicted model, not a curated record